This is a messenger RNA of Cryptococcus deneoformans JEC21, 1721 nucleotides long. RefSeq names its product expressed protein. The record is from RefSeq and is a predicted model, not a curated record. Gene Ontology annotation, molecular function: protein binding. The transcript is spliced from 2 exons. The coding region runs from base 89 to 1381 and encodes 430 amino acids. Lineage: Eukaryota; Fungi; Basidiomycota; Tremellomycetes; Tremellales; Cryptococcaceae.
CCACACUGUAAAAGCCCUGCGCCAAAUUCAAGCUGGCAAGAUAUCAUUCCCCUUCCUAUCCUAUUUACAUUGCCUGACGCAUUUUACUAUGGUCUCCUCUCGCAAACUCUUCAAGAAGACCCUCCUCAUAGCCAUCAAACCAUCUCGUUCUGCCACCUCAACCCUGACUACGAGACCUAGCACUCCAACCGAUCUGCCAAUCUUCCCACAAGAGAUCUUUGAACAAAUCAUCUCCCACCUCACCGACAACCCAUCUGCACUCCGGGCUAUCGCGCUCACAUGUCGAGCUCUAUCUCCGCUCGCUCUUAAUCCGCUAUGGUACCGAGUCCCUGUUGGCCUCCAAUCCAAAUCACCUCUCAAAACUCAUUACUUUGGGCCUACCACCAGAGAAAUUAUCAGUCUCGGGUUGAUCAAGCCUCUCCCAUUCCCAAACCUUUCUGCAGAGUUGAGAGGUAUGACUCGUGUGAUCGAUUUCUAUUUUCGGCACUUUGGGUGGUCGCUCGCCCUAUAUCGUCGUGAGCACCGUUUCCUCGAGUUGUUCAAUAAAGUCAAGGCUAUCCGAAUACACCUUGAUUCAUUAUGCGGCUAUAUGUCUUCUACAGGGGUGCCGUCCAAGUUUAGGGAUGAAGAUGCGGGAUACGAGAAUUAUGCGCCGAGGUUGCCUGCUUCCGAAAAGGUCGUCUUUAUCGGGCCAUGCUACGAUCCUUAUUACGGAAGUUGGUUCUGUUCGUGGAAAGGCCAUGAAUGGCUAUCAUCCAAGGCGCCCAAAAAACUUGUACUCCUCCUCAAAACCAACGCCCACCCCAUCUCCUUUCGACCAGGGAGCUUUGCAGCUUCCGUUCUCCUUAGCACAAGCAUCCCUGACCUUCGCGAUAUCGUUAUUAUCUUCCACCAAGGCGCCAAACGAUAUAAACCGUUGCGCACCAUCGAAGGGGACCCAUGGCGUCAAGUGAGAAAAGAGAUGGUGGUACUGUUAGCUGCGUUGAGGAAAAAGUACCCAGGGACGCGAGUAACAUUGGUGAACACAGGAUGUUUCAGGGCGACGUGGCUUGGAUACAAUAAACCUGUUGAAGAAGAAGCAGUACAACAAAAGGUAAUGGAAGGGCUGAAGAAAGUGGGGGCAGCGAAAGGAAUCAAACUGUUUGGCAGGUUUAGCAAUUAUCCCCACCCUCACUCAUCGGGAACAAGUCCAGCCGUAAAAAGCUUGGUUGUAGACGGCAGAACGACGGAUAAGAAUAAUAGGGGGAAAAGUGCAAGAGAUGGUAUCGGGACGCCGAAUGCAGGGAAUGAAAAGGAACGACUAAUGUCGUUGGGUGAGUACUUGAGAGUAGAAGAUUGGGAAGGAGAGCUGGACGAGCGUGAGAUUGGGUCAUGGCUCUGAUCAUAAUGUUGCUCUUGCUAUCAGACACUUGUAGGCGGACAUCUCUAGGCCUGCAAUACUGACAUCUAAUGCAAGAGGUCAAGGCAGUAUUACAGAAUUGGCGUGGAUGAGGAUCCUAGUGGUGACACCGAUAGAAAAGGCUUUGCACAGACAUUGUGAUGGAUGCACAGUGUAGCAUGUUAUUGAUUCCUGUUUGGUGCAUGCUGGCCUUGGCUCAGUAAAUCGUUUACAAGAUGGAAAGGACAAGAGGAGGAAGAUAAGAAGGAUAAUGUUACGACUCGUCCCCAACAAGGUCCGGCCUUGGAGACGAGAUGGAAAGCCGUAGUUUAACUAAACGAUG